This is a messenger RNA of Hyposmocoma kahamanoa, 1521 nucleotides long. RefSeq lists its product as uncharacterized. The coding region runs from base 12 to 467 and encodes 151 amino acids. The record is from RefSeq and is a predicted model, not a curated record. Lineage: Eukaryota; Metazoa; Arthropoda; Insecta; Lepidoptera; Cosmopterigidae. The transcript has a single exon.
GGAAUCUUGACAUGUUGAAACAGCGAAAAAUCGCGGCUGCCAAAAAAAGUUACCCAUACGCCAAUGCACCGCUGGCAAACGAGUAUUACGCAAACGCAUUGCCCAACAUUGUGCCAGCAAAUGUGCUGCCAAGCGGCGUUGUGCCUACAAAUCUAUUGCCGAACGCCUACCUGCCAGCAAAUAUGUUGCCGACCAUGCCUAUAUGCCAACAACAAGUGAAGCCUAGAUUGGUGGAAGCAGUGGACGUACCAAGGAGAGUAUGUGCAAAUCCAGUACCAGUUAAGGCACCAGUUGUGAUUAAAGAACAACCAGCGUUACCAGCACCACUGGUCAACCCGUUUUUGCCCGCAGCAUCACCGGUGUCGGCACUAGCCCCAACAACGUCAAGUCUGUUGCCACCUGCAGAUUAUAAUAAUUGUAGAUGCAACUUUUUGAGAAAGAUACCUAUUCCGCCGCCUUCAUUGUAAAAUAGUGCACCCAAACGCUCGUUUACACGGUCGAACCUCACCGCGAGUAGGUUUAUUUGCUCAAUGCAUGUACGCGUAUGUACGUGUUUACAUGUGCUGGCAUAAGUUACGACUCCCUUGCUUAUCAUAUACAAUGACAUGCAACGUGUAGUUGGACAUAAAAAAUUGUUACGCACUGCUAUGUCCUAGUAAUUGUGGUAAGCCAUUGUCAAAGUGAUGGUCAAGUAAUCUUUAUUUCACAAGUAAACAAAUUACACUUGAAAUAGUCAUAUUGAUUAAACUCUACUGUUCAUUAUUAAGGUAGAUUCCCUUGAGAAGAAUGAGCAAGACACUUUAGGAGUUGUCUUUGUGAGUGUACAUUUGAAUACACUUAUCAUUAACAAUAUUUAAUUCAAAUACCUUAGAUCGACAAUAUCUGCAAGAGCUAAACGUGUACUAGAAUGGAAGUUUGUCAUACAAGUACGCAGAAGCUGUAUGAGGUUUUUGUGUCAUUAUAUUUUAAAUCUCGUACUGGGCAAAAUUUGAAUAUUAACCGGAAUCGUAUUAUCGAAGCGUACACAUUGCCCCUUAAAUAUGGAAGAAGCUAGAAUAUAAAUUAUAAAUAAACUAGAUGUUUUUGACAGUCGUCCUCAUAAAGUCACACAUUGAUAUAAUUAGCUACAGCAAAUUUUAAUACAACAGAAACAAGGGAAAUAAGUUCGGUAAUGAGACUGUAAAAUUCGUUAUACAGUCAUAAUAUGUAGUUAUAUAUUUUUUUAUAACUAUACUGGCAAUAUCAAGUUGCAAGAGUCGCCAAAAUGAUUAAUUAUAAAAUUGCUGGUACUGUUUUAGUGUUCACGGAUUGAAAACGUUUCUAUACAUCGAUCUUUCUUUAUGUUAAUCGAUCACCGUAUGUUUUUCAAGACGCUUUACAUUAUAACGUUAUGAUAUAUAUAUCACAACAGUCGUGUAAAAUUAUUGAUAAAGAAAAUGUAAGUUAUUCUCGUAGUCUAGCGGCGUUGGAACAUGUAAUUUUCUAAUAUAAAUAUACAAACUCAUCGCUAACAAAUUCAAC